This is a messenger RNA of Thyridium curvatum, 1956 nucleotides long. RefSeq lists its product as uncharacterized. Gene Ontology annotation, molecular function: ATP binding; arginine-tRNA ligase activity. Gene Ontology annotation, cellular component: mitochondrion; cytoplasm. NCBI's taxonomy places the organism in Eukaryota, Fungi, Ascomycota, Sordariomycetes, Thyridiales, Thyridiaceae. Gene Ontology annotation, biological process: arginyl-tRNA aminoacylation; mitochondrial translation. Bases 1 to 1956 code for a protein of 651 amino acids. The transcript is spliced from 3 exons. The record is from RefSeq and is a predicted model, not a curated record.
AUGGAAAACCCGUCACAAAUAUGCCAUCUCCGCCCGCCCGCCCCACCGCCGGACACCCAGCACCAGCACGGGAUCCAUUCUCCCUCUUCAACAAGUAUUGACCUGCACUCCCGCAACCCCUUGGAUUAUUUCCGACAGGCGAUCGCCGAUCAGGUCUCUGAGAUCCUCGCAGUAGACCGGCAGCUCGUUUUCGAAAGCCUCGACCGCGCAUCUCUUGACAAAGCCGAUCUGGUCUUGGCCACUCCCCGCCUGCGCCUACGGGGGGUAAACGGUGCUGAUGUUGCGGCAAAGGUAGCCGCCGAGUUUCGAUUGCUCGACAGCGCCAAGGUCCUGGCCCCCACCGCCGACGGCAUCCACGUUCGAUUCUUCCUCAGCCCUAGCGAGCUCCCUUCCACUCUCCUACCGUUCAUCCUCCAUCAGGGGGACAACUAUGGCUUCGACCCGAGCCAUGGCCUUCGGGAUCCGUCAGAUCCAGAGGCGGGAAGAAAGACGGUGCUCGUUGAAUUCUCUAGUCCCAACAUUGCCAAGAAGUUCCAUGCCGGCCACUUGCGAAGCACCAUCAUCGGAGGCUUUCUCUCGAAUCUUUAUGAGAGAUCAGGCUACAAUGUAGUCCGCAUGAAUUAUCUGGGGGACUGGGGUCGCCAGUACGGUCUUCUUGCUUGUGGCUGGGAACGGUACGGUGAUGAGGCCGCUUUUGCAGCGGAUCCAAUCGGGCACUUGUUCGACGUCUAUGUCAAGAUCAGUGCCGAUUUCGAGCCGGAAGAGGCGGGUUUCAAGGCGGCCAGCAAGCGAGGUAAUGAUACCUCGGAGCUGGAGAACAAGGGCCUCCUCGGCCAGGCCAAAGCCUACUUCAAGCGUAUGGAAGAUGGCGACCCGGACGCCUUGCAGCUGUGGGCACGUUUCCGGAGUCUCAGUAUCGCCAAGUACCAAGAGACAUAUGCGCGGCUGAACAUUCACUUUACGGAUUAUUCUGGCGAGUCCCAGGUGAAGCAGGAAACGAUGGAGAGUGUCGAAAAUAUCCUCCGAGACCAGGAGAUCAGCCAGGCCAAGGACGGCGCUCAGGUGGUGGAUUUCGCUAAGCACGGUGCCAAGUCCCUCAACGUGGCCGUCAUCCGAAACCGAAACGGAACUUCCAACUAUCUUCUUCGAGAUGUCGGCGCUGCUGUGCAGCGACAUGACCAGUAUCACUUUGACGAGAUGAUCUACGUUGUGAUGGCCGAGCAGGAAACCCAUCUGCGCCGACUGUUCAAAGUCCUGCAGCUCAUGGGUGGCAGAUACGAGCUGCUCUCCAAGUCGAUGAAACAUGUCACCUUUGGCAAGGUCAUGGGCAUGUCAACCCGCAAAGGAACUGUCAAGUUUCUGGAUGACAUUCUUGCAGACGUUGGUGACUUCAUGCACGGCAUCAUGCGUCGAAACGAGGACAAGUACAGCCAAGUCGUCGAUCCCGAUCACACGGCAGAACUUCUCGGAAUAUCUUCCAUCAUGGUUCAAGACAUGACCGGGAAACGAUGUCACAACUACGAAUUCAGCCUCGAGCGGAUGACAUCCUUUGAAGGAGAUACAGGACCGUACCUUCAGUACGCUCACGCAAGACUGUGUUCCAUCUUUCGAAAGGUGGAUAUAUCCCGUGACGAGAUGCUGCGGGCGGACUUUUCCGUCCUAUCUAGCUCGCCCAAAGCCGUCAAUCUCCUGCGCGUCAUGGUACAGUAUCCUGACACGGUGAAGCAGGCGCUCCGGACUCUGGAGCCUACCACCAUCCUGACCUACCUGUUCAAGCUUACCCAUGAGCUUAGCUCUAGCUAUGAUCAUCUGAAAGUCUUGAACCCUCCGGAAGGACGCGUCACCUUGGUGGCCCGGGCGGCGUUGUAUGAGGCUGCCCGUCAGAUCCUCUGUAGCGGACUUCGGCUGCUCGGCCUGACGCCGAUCGAACGGUACGAACACCCUGCUCGAUUCUAA